AUGGCCAGCUUUUUCGAUCUCAAGGCUCGCAAAGCCGCUGCUGCUGCUGGUGCAUCAGGCGAGGGCUCCUCCAAAGCUGCCGGUCCUAAAGUCGAUAAUCGCCUGCAACCAUGGGUCGAGAAAUACCGUCCCAAGUCGCUCGAUGACGUCUCGUCCCAAGAACACACUGUCGAUGUCCUUCGCCGAACCCUACAAUCCGCAAACCUCCCACACAUGCUCUUCUAUGGUCCUCCCGGUACUGGCAAAACCUCGACCGUCCUCGCUCUUGCAAAACAACUGUACGGCCCUGAGCUCAUCAAGACUCGUGUUCUCGAGCUCAAUGCCUCAGAUGAGCGUGGUAUUAGCAUUGUUCGUGAGAAGGUCAAGGACUUUGCCCGUAUGCAACUCUCAAAUCCUCCUUCCGGCCCCGCUGGAGAAGAGUACCGCAAGAAGUACCCUUGCCCUCCAUACAAGAUCAUCAUCCUUGACGAGGCAGACUCCAUGACUCAAGACGCCCAAUCUGCCCUACGUCGUACCAUGGAGACCUACAGCAAGAUCACCCGCUUCUGUCUCAUCUGCAACUACGUUACUCGCAUCAUCGACCCACUGGCCAGUAGAUGCAGCAAGUUCAGAUUCAAGAGCUUAGACGGAAGCAAUGCUCGCAAGAGAUUGGAAAACAUCGCCGCAAUGGAGAAGGUCAAGCUUGACGAUGGGGUUGUCGAUACUCUGAUCCGUUGCGCUGAGGGUGACUUGCGAAAGGCCAUUACGUUCCUGCAGUCGGCCGCUCGUCUUGCUGGUGCAGAACAAUCAAAGCCUGAUGAUGAUGCCAUGGACGUCGACGACCAAGCCACAGCUAAAUCAGUCUCUGUUCGUAGCGUGGAAGAGAUUGCUGGCGUCGUCCCUGACCGAACUGUCAGCCGUCUCGUUCAAGCCAUGCAGCCUAACACAAGAAUCUCGGUUUAUGAUGCCGUUUCUCAUGUUGUUCAGGACUUGGUCGCUGAAGGCUGGAGCGCCACACAGCUCGUCUCACAACUCUACGAACAAAUCCUCAUGGAUGACUCGAUCGACAAUCCGAAGAAGAACCGCAUUGUCAUGUCCUUCUCCCAGACAGACAAAAGAUUGAUCGACGGCAGCGAUGAGCACCUGACUAUUCUCGAUCUGAGUUUGCAGAUCGCGGGUGCUCUCGCCGGAAGCUGAAGCCUUUGACUAUUAUGUCUAUUUCAUAUCUUCAAUGGAAGGAAAACACCAGCCUAAGAAGUGCUUCUGAGACCGACCGUCAGAUGGCUCUGCUUCACUUGCUAUCAAAAGAUACAACAGCUCAUUGGCGUCCUCACAGAAGGGAAAGGUGGUACAAAAAACGGCGCCCGGCCAUGAUCCAGAGUGCUUGUUGCACACUCAACCACAUGUAAUCUUAGAUGCUUAACGACUAAUAAUAUCAGAGCUUGAUAAAUGCAAUGUUCGAUAACAUUGGGAUUUACCUUGUUGCCUCC
Molecule: messenger RNA, 1469 nt
Organism: Aureobasidium pullulans EXF-150
Lineage: Eukaryota; Fungi; Ascomycota; Dothideomycetes; Dothideales; Saccotheciaceae
Product: activator 1 41 kDa subunit
Exons: 2
Coding region: 1-1176 (391 amino acids)
Biological process (GO): DNA-templated DNA replication; DNA repair
Cellular component (GO): DNA replication factor C complex; nucleus
Molecular function (GO): ATP binding; ATP hydrolysis activity; DNA clamp loader activity
Source: RefSeq, a predicted model, not a curated record